UUAAGCGCCCAAAAGAAAAGGCAAACUGCCAAUUGUGCCCUUAUAUUUCUCUCUCUACUGCACCCACGUCUCUUUACCACUUAUCUGCUCCCCCUUUCUUGCUCAACUUAACUCAUAAGCCCCCAAAAGCAGAUCCAAGGUGGUUGUUAAUCUGUCAAUUCAAUACCAUCAAUCUACUCAACUCAACUCAAAUCAAUCAAUCAAUCAUAUCAUAUCACACCCCACAUAAAGCUCCAAACAAACCAAACCAAAACAUGUCUCUCUCAUCCAGUUCCUCAACCUCUCCUACUGUAGCACAGCUUCUCCACCACUUCCCCCCUCCCCCUUCAUGCUCUGAUCAGCUCUACUAUGUUCACUGCACCCACUGUGACACUGUCCUCGCGGUGAGUGUUCCUUGCACCAGCAUGUUCAAGACGGUGACAGUCCGGUGUGGUCACUGCACUACUCUCCUGCCAAUGAACAUGGUGCUGCCACCAUCAGUGAACCAGUUUCAUUUUGGUCACAAUAACUUGUUUGCUCCUUCUAGUCAUACACUUCUGGAUGAUCAAGUUUCCAAUGGGAGUUCCAACUUUCUGGUCAAUCAGAACUACCCGAAUGAUUUUUCGCUUACUUCCCGGGGUGGAUUUAAGGAGCUUCCAAAGCCCCAAGUGACAAACAGACCUCCAGAGAAGAGACAAAGAGUCCCCUCUGCCUACAAUCGAUUCAUCAAGGAAGAGAUUCAAAGGAUCAAAGCUGGGAAUCCUGACAUUAGUCAUCGAGAAGCCUUCAGUGCUGCUGCUAAGAAUUGGGCCCACUUUCCACACAUUCACUUUGGUCUGAUGCCUGAUCAGAUGAGUGCUGUGAACAAGAGCAGCAUGCGUCAACAGGAUCACACAGAUGGUGGUUUCAUGAAAGAUGGUUUCUUUGCUUCUGCAAACGUGGGCGUCUCUCCUUACUAGUGACCCUAAUCCCUACUUAAUUAAUUAGCUUUAUCAGCACAUGAAGCUUAUCUACCUUGUACCUUCAAAUUUUAAUUUAGUACCUGUUUCCAAGAUCACACUCCUUUAUGCUUCAGAUAGAUUUCUCUCUCUCCAAUUGGUGUAAUGUAGAUGUUCUUUGGUGUAA
Molecule: messenger RNA, 1104 nt
Organism: Helianthus annuus (common sunflower)
Lineage: Eukaryota; Viridiplantae; Streptophyta; Magnoliopsida; Asterales; Asteraceae
Product: axial regulator YABBY 5
Exons: 7
Coding region: 255-938 (227 amino acids)
Biological process (GO): regulation of shoot apical meristem development; abaxial cell fate specification; polarity specification of adaxial/abaxial axis
Cellular component (GO): nucleus
Source: RefSeq, a predicted model, not a curated record